AUGGCUGGUCCUUCCCUUUCAGUGACGGAUGAUAGUUUUUGCACCAUAUACAGAAGAGAUAGAUCCCGAAAAUCCGGAUGCUUUUGUCGAAAACGAGACGUAUGGUGGGGUGAUUUGGAGAACACCGUUGAACAUGAUCCAUUCAACGAGGCCAAAGCCGCUGCCUUGUCUGCUAUACUUUUCACCCCCGAGGAGCGAUUAUUUUGGAUGAGAGCUAUGAACCGUAGAACACAACGAGUACCUAACACGCGGAUAAGUGGAGAUAGACCAGAUAUUAAUCCAAGGUGGUGGAUUGACGAGCAGAUGGUCCAAGAUGAGGAGCAGUUGAAAGACUACCACGAACUAUUGCGAUUACAGAUGGCGCGGAAGCAGUUGUACGCUGAACUAAGUGUUGUAAAUGACGAGGACGGUGUGACGGAUGAUGACCUAGAUGAAUACGCCUCAGAAAUGUUUGGUCAGUAUCAUCGC
Molecule: messenger RNA, 468 nt
Organism: Opisthorchis viverrini
Lineage: Eukaryota; Metazoa; Platyhelminthes; Trematoda; Opisthorchiida; Opisthorchiidae
Exons: 1
Source: RefSeq, a predicted model, not a curated record